Amoebophrya sp. A120 is the source of this 206-nucleotide messenger RNA. The record is from the annotation of a GenBank genome assembly. Lineage: Eukaryota; Dinophyceae; Syndiniales; Amoebophryaceae.
CGGAUGAAGAAAGGGAAAUGAGCUAUGAUUCAUCAAAUUCGUCGAACGGCACACGGCCGCGCGGGAACAUGAGAGCUAUGCACCGAGAGUCCUACGAAGAUAUUUUCACCUCCUCGUCAGAACGGGAGGAAGAUGUUGGCGGCGCCAAACAGGACGACGAAUCGGACUUUGACGUAUCAUCGGACGAGCCUCUCACGGAAGACGAC